Messenger RNA from Caenorhabditis auriculariae, 2533 nucleotides. Lineage: Eukaryota; Metazoa; Nematoda; Chromadorea; Rhabditida; Rhabditidae. The record is from the annotation of a GenBank genome assembly.
AUGGUGCGAAAGAAAGGUGUGCGUCGCAGGGAUCCUAAAACGAAUCUAUCGAUUCAGUGGGGCGGCGCGUACGCGUGACGGCCCGCCUCGUGAUGUUACCCACAGGCUUUCUCUUGAAUUCGUCACCUCAGCCCCCUUUUUUUGUCUCAUUCCCUCGUUUGGUCUCCUGACUUGUGGUUCGGUUUCUUCCUCUCCAUACUCAUCUGGGCCCUUGCCAACAACACUCUUGUUUGUUCAGUUUGUAAAUAGUUUGUUUAUAAAAUGGAAACUUUUCCCAUCUUUUGAUCGUGACGCGUUUCCUUCUCCUUGUAAGCUUCUGUAGUAAGCAUUAAGUUUUGAUUAUCAAAAUUUUUCUUUUUAAACAGUAAUGUUCUAUUAUAGCGCGUUCAAAGAGCACGCAAAAGUGUUUCAAAAUCAAAUGUUGUGCUCAUUGAACGUGCAAAAUGUUCCGAAGAACUACAAUUUCAGAGAAUAUAUUUUUUUUUAUGUUCAAAAAGUGUAGUGAUGUUUCAAUUUGAGCAUUAUUGAUGAUGCGAAAUGAGAAAAGAUAGUCACUAAAGAAGUUUGAAAAUAUCGCUUCCAAGGAACAAAUUAAUUUUUCAUUGUCAAAGGUUGUCUACAUUGAACGUUCAAAGGUGUCCAAAACUGUUUUUUUCUCAAGUUCAAAGCUAUUUUGUUUCAAAAAAAUUUUUUUAUUCUGCUUCUUUCGCAUUUCACAUCCAACAGUUACACACUUGUAUUUUGAAGAUUUUCCGCGUUCGUCAAUAAUUUUCAUCAUAUAUUUGUCAAAUAUCUGUUUAAAAAAAAAUUUCCCUUUGUGUCUGCCUUUGAAAGUGCGGGAAUCUAUUUCAGUGCUCUGUAAAAUCUACAUUUUGAACUUAUCCGUGCUCGAUUUUCCAGUAAUCGCGCUUCGUUUAUCAAAUCAUCAGAUCAUUAAUAUUUUUAAUUUCAGCAAUAUCUUUUUUGCAAAAAACCUCUUCGGUUUGCGCCCCCUUAACCGCAGCCGACACGUAGAAGCUAAAUAGCAUCUUUAUCUAUCUUAACUUUGUAAGUUUUCUCAUUUUUCUUUUUGAAACGAGUCAUCUUCCUUUUUGCAGUUCGUAAUGAAUUCCCAAAGCCCCAGCCGUCUCCCGACGUUGCCCAGUACGCCGACGUCAUCCAGGCAUUCCCAGGUGAGGAUUUAAAGGCGCAGCAAUCGAAUUGGCCUAAAAUUUGGAGAAUCAAAUUUAAAACUUUUGAAAAUUUCCCUUAAUCAGAGCGGAAAGAGCUUUUAACUCAAUUGAAGAUUCAUGAAAUGAAUUUUUCUUAUUUAAAGAAGUACGAAUCAAGUUUGGAUUAAAAUACGUUUAAAAAUACUUCGGUUCGAGUAAUUUUUUCUGCUCCUUUGAUUGACAAAAUGGAUAAGCUGCUGUUGUUUUUUUCGAUAAAAAAAAAUAAUUAGGGGUACCUUUUUUAUGCCGUGUUCAAAGUAAUUUCCGCGAAAUGCAAAAUGAUCUCUGACUCUCCAAAAUUUAGUGAUCUUUUCCUUUCUCUAACGGGUAUUUUGCACUUCGCGGAAAUUACUUUGAACACGGCAUUAAAGAAAAAAUUGAAAAAAGCUCUUAAAAAUUAAAGAAAAAACGUUAAAAAAAGGCAAGGCCUUUCCAGAUGAAUUUUUUGAUUGGCCAGUUGAAAAUGAACGGUUUCCUGGUUGUUAGUUCAUUUCACUAUAAACAUGGUAAAAAUAAACAAAUUUUUCAAUCGCAAGCAUGUUCUGUCACCAAAGUUCAUGCGAAAAAAUGAGAUUCCUCUUCAAAUCCUAGCUUGGGAGUGGAAUAUGAAUCGUUCAACCGAAAAGCUCAUUCCUAACCGCCGAUUUGAUAUUUUCAUCGAGGGAAUCCCGUUCAUUUCAAUAGUUUGAAUUUUAAGGCGCGCACCCCGCGCACACGAGCCACCGCCGCCGCUCAAAGGAAGUCGCAGUCUUCGAGUCCCUCGGCCAUUUGCUACGCGAGUUCGCAAUUUUGUCAUUCGCCCUCCGCGAAUACGAUUCCGUUGCCGCCCACGAAAUGGUUGUCCGAGGUUGCUUUUCGAGAACUUUUCUUUUUUUUUUAAAUCGUUCACACAUAAGAUUCCCUUCUCGAAAGCUGGUUUAAAGCUUUUUUUAGUUAAAUUCGUAAUUCAAAAAUAAUUUUAAGCAAAAAAAGAAAAACAUGGAAUUAAAAAGCGAAAAACAAACUCUUGAAAUCUUCUUCAAAAUUUUUUUUGGCGAUGACUCGAAAGACGGACAUUGUAGAAAAAUCGAGGGUUUGAAUUCUAAAUUUCUAAUAAAAAGUUAUCAAUGAAAUUGAUCAUCUUCAGCUCAAAAUUUUGUUCAAAAUGAGCUCAUGAUAAUGUUUUGAAGGUCUCCCGAUCGCCGAGCUUCGAAGAAAGGUACCCGUCAUUGAGCAGCUCGCCGUCGCCCAGUCUUCUGAAAGAGGAGCAACAAGAAAAAGAACACGUCGUCGGAAUCCGUGUCUGUCCUCUGCAGCUCAUCGCCGCCGUUGCCUCCUCAUAA